Messenger RNA from Spodoptera exigua (beet armyworm), 1687 nucleotides. The record is from the annotation of a GenBank genome assembly. Lineage: Eukaryota; Metazoa; Arthropoda; Insecta; Lepidoptera; Noctuidae.
UUAGUCAGUCGCGGCGAUAAAGGCUAGCGAGACGGCUUGUCUGCUUGUUCCCGGUUUUCUCGGGGUUGUUUAUCCGGCUGGGGGUAGUUAGCGCGGCGGAGUGGCGCCCCGCGGCAGUGCCUCUGUAGCCCGCCCAGCGAUGGGACGCUCCACGCCCGCCCAACUGUUCCCUAUCGCCCGCGUACGACCUCAACAACACAGGUGAACCGCGCGACCAUAAAAAGGACAAUCAUCUAAUGUGACUCGGACAAAAUGACUCCUUUUAUACAUUUAUAUUGUGUUAUAUGGAUAGAGUUACUGACUGGCUGCUGCACCACCACAGGUCGGGAAUUACCCACCGGGCAAAAUGUAGUGUCUGUAGCACCUAUAGAAGUUCCCGAUGAAUCGAUGUAUCCAAGGUUUGCUGAACCAAUACCAAAUGUGACGGUGACUGUCGGCCGGGACGCACUGCUUGCGUGUGUCGUGGAUAAUCUAAGAGGAUUCAAGGUAGCAUGGGUGCGUAUGGACACUCAGACAAUCCUGAGCAUCCACCACAACAUAAUAACGCAGAACGCGCGCAUCAGUCUGUCGUACAACGACCACCGCUCGUGGUACCUGCACAUCAAGAACGUGCAGGAGGUGGACCGCGGCUGGUACAUGUGCCAAGUCAACACUGAUCCCAUGCGCUCCAGGAAGGGGUACCUUCAGGUGGUUGUGCCACCAUCAAUCAUCGAUAAUAUGACGUCAACGGAUAUGGUGGUUCGGGAAGGCUCUGACGUCACCUUGGUGUGUCGGGCUUCAGGGUACCCUGAACCUUAUGUCAUGUGGAGGCGAGAAGACGGACAAGACUUUAAUUAUAAUGGAGAAUCAGUUAGCGUAGUGGAUGGAGAGACGUUGACAAUAACAAAGGUUUCUCGGUUACACAUGGGUGCUUACCUGUGCAUAGCAUCUAAUGGGGUGCCACCUUCGAUUAGUAAACGGAUCAUGCUUAUGGUUCAGUUUCCACCAAUGCUGGCGAUACCAAAUCAGCUGGAAGGUGCAUAUAUAGGACAGGACGUGACGCUGGAGUGCCACACAGAGGCGUAUCCCUCCUCCAUUAACUACUGGACCACUGACCGCGGAGAUAUGAUUAUUUCCGGAGGCAAGUACGAAGCAUUCCCGAUGGACAGUGGUUACAACAAGUUCAUGAUGCUGAAGAUCAAGAACAUCACCAAGGAAGAUUUUGGCUUCUACAAGUGUAUCGCGAAGAACUCGUUGGGAGAAACAGACGGGAUCAUCAAACUUGAUGAGAUACCGGCUCCACCGUCGGCCUUCACGACUACACAGAAAACAGUGUUAGACAAUCAAACAAUUAGAAAGAAAGGUUUGCCGCAAAUCAGCGAAAGUAGUGACGCAGUUAGCUCCAACUUUCAAGGUGAAAUGUACGGCGAACCGCUAAGUGAUUUCGGUGAUGGCUUAGAAAACUCAGCGAGUUUCCGCCAAGUAAAUGCCGUGUUAGGUUUCACUUUAAUUUGUCAAGUGAUAAUCAUAGCGAGGUAUAUUUUAUUUUCUUGAUAUUUGUAAUAUCGUGGUGAUAAAUUAAUUUAUUUUUGUUGCUAGUUUUAAUUUUUGUUAAUGUUUUCUUAAGCUGACCAGACAAUAAAUUGUUCACAUAGUUGAAUACAUAAUUUAAGUUAAUUCUCAUACAGGAUUAAGUGAUUUGCCAAGC